UGCAGAGCACGAAGCGACAAAGAACACGUGGGAACGGGUUCAGAUUGAAAGAGAGCAGGUUUAGAUUAGCUAUUUGGAUAUUCUUUAUCCUCAGGAUGGUGAAGCACUGUCACAGGCUGCCCAGAGAAGCUGCGGAUACCCCAUCCCUGGAAGUGUUCAAGGCCAGGUGGGAUGGGGCCUGGAGCCACCUGUUCUGGUGGAAGGGGUUGGAAGCGGAUGCUCUUCAGGCUCCUUCCACGCCCCAGCACGCCCCGAGCUCCGGCAGCCGCUGCUCUGCUCUGCUCUGUGGGCCGGGCCGGGCCGGGCCGGGCCCCGCCGCGUCACUCGGCGCUGCCCCGGAGCGCCCGGCUGCCCGCAAAGCCCGGCGCGCGAGGGAACGGCACGCGGAGCGGACGGGAGGGAGGGCGGCUGCCCGCAAAGCCCGGCCCGGCCGUAGGCGGCGCGGAGCGGGAGGCCGUCCUUAAGAUGGCUGUUGUGCGCGGGGCGCCGCCGCUGUAGUGCCGCGAGGAGCCGCCUGCCCGCUCCGCUCUGCCGCGCCCGCCAUGGAGUGCCCGCACCUCGGCUCCAGCGUCUGCAUUGCGCCCGACUCGGCCAAGUUCCCGCAGGGCUCGCCCUCCUCCUGGUGCUGUAGCGUGUGCCGGUCAAAUAAAAGCCCCUGGGUCUGUCUGACGUGUUCGAGUGUCCAUUGUGGAAGAUAUGUGAAUGGCCAUGCAAAAAAGCAUUAUGAAGAUGCACAGAUUCCUAUGACCAAUCAUAAGAAAACAGAAAAACAGGAGAAAGUUCAGCAUACUGUUUGUAUGGAUUGCAGUAGUUACAGUACAUACUGUUAUCGCUGUGAUGAUUUUGUAGUCAAUGAUACCAAGCUGGGCCUGGUACAGAAGGUCAGAGAGCACCUACAGAACUUGGAGAAUUCAGCCUUUACAUCAGACAGACAUAGGAAAAGAAAACUAUUGGAAAACUCAUCUCUGAACAGCAAGUUAUUGAAAGUAAAUGGAAGCACCACUACCCUUUGUGCCACAGGCCUUCGGAACUUGGGGAACACUUGUUUCAUGAACGCAAUCCUUCAGUCACUCAGUAACAUUCAGCAGUUUUGCUGUUACUUCAAAGAGUUGCCUGCAGUGGAGCUGAGGAAUGGGAAGACAGCAGGGCGAAGAACUUACCACACCAGGAGCCAGGGAGAUAACAAUGUUUCACUUGUGGAAGAAUUCAGAAAGACACUCUGUGCUUUAUGGCAAGGAAACCAAACUGCAUUUAGUCCAGAGUCUUUAUUUUAUGUUGUUUGGAAAAUAAUGCCAAAUUUUAGGGGAUACCAGCAACAGGAUGCCCAUGAGUUCAUGCGUUACCUUUUGGACCAUCUACACCUGGAACUCCAGGGUGGCUUCAACGGUGUUCCACGUUCAGUAAUCUUGCAAGAAAAUUCUAACCUGUCUGCAAGCAACAAAUGUUGCAUAAAUGGAGCAUCUACUGUUGUCACUGCCAUUUUUGGAGGCAUUCUUCAAAAUGAAGUCAACUGCUUAAUAUGUGGGACUGAAUCUAGAAAGUUUGACCCAUUCCUAGACCUUUCGCUAGAUAUUCCAAGUCAGUUCAGAAAUAAACGUACUAAAAACCAAGAGAGUGGACCAAUGUGCACGCUACGAGAUUGUCUUCGCAGUUUUACAGACCUGGAAGAACUUGAUGAGACAGAGCUGUACAUGUGUCACAAAUGCAAAAAGAAACAGAAGUCCACCAAAAAAUUCUGGAUUCAGAAACUACCAAAGGUGCUAUGCUUACACUUGAAACGCUUUCACUGGACAGCUUAUCUGAGAAACAAGGUUGAUACGUACGUUGAGUUUCCCUUGCGAGGCCUAGACAUGAAAUGCUACUUGUUAGAGCCUGAAAACAGUGGCCCAGAGAGCUGCCUGUAUGACCUCGUGGCUGUGGUUGUGCAUCAUGGCUCAGGUGUUGGCUCUGGCCACUACACAGCGUACGCAGCGCACGAGGGCCGCUGGUUCCACUUCAACGACAGUACUGUAACCCUGACUGACGAGGAGACUGUGGGCAAGGCCAAGGCCUACAUCCUCUUCUACGUGGAGCGCCAAGCUAAGCCUGGAGCAGAGAAACUUUAAUACCUCCUUUCCAUUCUUACUUAUCAAGUCCACUGGACAAACAUUUCCAUUUUUCCAUAAAUACUUGAUCCAAGACUUAUUAAUUUCAUUGUGCACUUUGCAAUUUCCUCUUGUGGGUUUUUGUUUUGUUGUGUCAAUGGUAGCAUUUGACUUACUGAACUUGGACACAAACUAACUUUUUUUUAGUUAUACCAGAAAACCUCAGCAGAUUUUGAUUUGCUGCUUUAGUUGUGAUAACUCAGUUUUUAUAUAUAUAGUUUCAUUAAAUAGUUAUUUGACUUUUUUAUAUUAAUGUUUUCAGUUCUCACUUUCUAAAGGCACAUUUACAUCAAAAAACCUGUCCUCCUUACAAGCAAGAUAAAUGUGCUUUUGAUCAUGAAGAGCAAUACAACGUCGUGCUGUUCUCAGUUCUGUUAUGUAGAUAUGAUUUAAUCUCUUUAAAUCAAGGAGUUGUUUUUGCACAUACUAUUCUCCCUCGUGCAAGAAACUUAAACAGUGAGUCUGACCAAUCAUCCUUUGUCUGAAGAAGAGAGGCGAUGUGGCAUCAUUAAAUAGACCAGGUAAUUGCUGCUAUCUUGGUGUGUAUUCAGGCUGGUGAUUUCCAGGAAUCAUUGUAAAUAAACACUUGGUUCGAUUCUAUCAGUACUGCAAUUUAAUUCAAGUACUGCUCAGAUAUACUCUGGCCCCUACCCUCUGCAAAUUUAAAACAAUUAUCUUAAAAUUACCUGUCUAAACAACAUUGAGUUUUAUGGUUUCUCAACUGAACCUGAAUUGCAUUAGACAUCUCUUGGUUUAGACUGUUAUCCUUAAAUUUGAUCAUGAACACUUAGGUGCUUAAAAAAUGGGGAGACUUCCUGGCAGUAGAAUCCCAAGUAGCACCCCUUUAGUUCCUGGUGGGAAUCUGAAGUACAGCCCCAAGGGGGCUGGGGUUUGUGAGAACAGGCACAGGUCUAAAUGCAGCUCUGCUCCAUGGCUACAGUUCAGUUGGAAGCAGGAGGAGACAGAUGGUGUUGCUUUGCAUGGAAUUGUUCUGUCAGUUCAAAUGCAGACUCGAGGGAGGAUGCUCAGUCUCUCCCAGCAGAGCCCUCAGAGGGAGGUGCUGAGCCAGGUGUUCUUGUGACUGGAGCAGGCUCAGGGAGCUCCUGCAGCAUUCACACACUGGCCCAGGGUGGCAUUUUUGUUCAGUCUCUAGAUGGACACUGGAGGCACAGUGCAUGGUACCUGGCUAUGUCAUGGAGAAAGACUAUGCUAGAAAAACCCAAACCAGUUUUAGCUACACUGCUGAUAAGCUGCUGGAAGUCAGCUACUAUGAUGGGAAAGGCAGACAGGAAAACCAGUACUGAAAAAGCCAGGAAUCUGCCAGAAAACCUGAAAUUGGUGAAAUGUUGCAUUUAAGAUCUGUUCUACCCAUCUAUCCUUUCUAGCUGGCUCCCUUGUGCCAAACAAGGAGCUGGUACUCCUGAAAAGUACCAGCAGUUUGAGUCCCACCAAACAGCAGCUCUUAGUUCUGUUAACAGAAAAUGCAGUUGUUAACAGUGCAAAUGAGUUGCACAAGAACUCCAGCUGAGUCCUAUUUUAGUUAAUGCUGCUGAAGGACACAGAAAAGGGGCUGGAGUGGAGCCCAGAGCAGUCUGGGGCACAGGGAGUGCACAGCCUUGCCUUGGGAUCCUGCUGGCUGCACACACACCAGGGUAAGGACAAAUCACAGUCAGGCGUUUGGUACAGGGCCAUUCCUGAGAGCUUUGUCACAGCAUCUUAAACCAGGAAAGGGAGAAAUUGGCUUCAUCUGAAACUGCUGAAAUAGUUCAGCCUAACUUAAUGGGUUUUGAAUAUGUAAACAGGUUAAGACUAUAGAGUAAUUUGAUAUAGUGACAUAUUUGUAAGGAUUUUGUCACCUUCCUUUCCUUACAGACAGAGCCUUUCUUCUAAUCAAUGCAAACAGGUUGCUGAUAGACAAGAAGAAAACAGGGCAGGUAAAGCAUUGUACCACAUUCCUGCCCUUCCUGCUGCUCACAGGGAGCUGCACAGAUGCCACCUCUAGCUGUGUUUUCUAUGCAUGCUGCUUGGACUGGAUUUCUUUAGAAUUUAUCUUUGAGAAUGCCAAGCUUAAAAUACACAACUCUCUCUGGGUCAGCAGCAGUUUAAUAACUUACAGUAGUCAGGUGUAUGCAGUGUUCUUGCAAAACAGUGAUGUAAAUGUGCCUUUCUGUAUUUUUAGAGAUUUAAAUUUGUAAUCUUCAGCAACAUUCACUUAUUUUAAUCAACUUCUAUUUGUCAGCAAUUGUUUGGGUCAGAGUUCUGUUCUCACUUGAGCAUUUUCUUUCAGUUCCAUUUGCUGUGUCCCACGCAGCUCCUGGGCAGUGGUGUCUCCAGCAGGGCCAUGUGGGGCCAGCCUGGGAACACGAAGCAAUCACAGCAGGCUGUCCUUGCAGCAGGUGCUGCUCAGGACUCAGCCAUAUGCUUUGCUGGAACAAGUACAUUGUAAAUCCUUUCCUAAUUUAACUCUCUCCCACUGCAAACCCAGAUGGACAGUAUGAACAGUUUGUUGUGGCAACACAAGUAUUUCUCUUCCUGGUGGAGAACUUUGCUUAUCCACUGUAUUCUAUUCAGUGUGGUGUCAAAAAAAAAAACAAAACAAAAAAACCCCUGAGCACUGAACCAAUAACAUAUACUGCACCUGGCCUAGUAUUACUUUUUUAACCUAGCUUGUAUAUCCUAUAUUUAUCUACUAGCUUGUGAGGGGGGGAAUAUCUCUUUCAUUUAAGCCAAAUGUUUCUUUUCUACUUACUGCUCAUCAUAGUACACACUAGCUGGCAAGAAUUUUUUUCUUGCUUCAGACUGCUCUGCAAGCAGCAACUGCUCUCUACAGUUCAAAGACUUGCAUCUUUUUCACCAAAAUGUGUCCAAACAAAGGUUGUCCUUUUGUUAGUUAUUGUUUAGCCACAUAUACAACUGGAGCCAAGAUUUAUGUCAAUCAAAACUGCAAAAUGUCCAGCUCCUAAAGGUCAGCAAGAGAGAAGAAUUGAAAAGUUUGAGACAGGCAGGGACAGUGGACUUGUAUCAAAAGCAGGAGGCCAUUUAUGAAGAUUUUACUAAAUCAAUGGGAAGUGUAACACGUGGUGUUCAGAAGUUCCCCAGCAAUGUUUCAUUACUGAUGUGUCUGUGUCUUACUGAUGAGGUAAUGGGCACCUUGACAGCUGAUUCCAACGUGCUUUAGGAUAUUCUCAAGUACUGUAGUGCCAUAGUUGUAAUUGUUUACCAUUAAAAUCUUGUGUGUAAUUUUCAGUGAGGAUUACUGACUGUGCUCAUCUUGUGUGUUUCUGGAGCAUUUCCAGGAUGAAUGUGAAUUAUAUCUGAUCACACAGUGUGUUUAUGGAAAAUGUGCCAUUAAAAUGUCUCCUUUCCUUAGAAAAUGAAACUUCUCUUGUCCUUCUACAGGCUUGCAGAACACAAUACAUUGGUGUAUGUCCUCUGAACACAAAUGGCAGCAUACUGUACCUUGCUCUAGGAAAAAUGAAAUAAAGCAAUUGCAGUGUUCCUACCUCUGUAACACCUCUACCAAACUUAGCACUGAACUCCAAAGAGGACCUGCCAUUCCAUUUUAAAUGCCUUGUCACCCAACUGUUGUUAAUUUUUAUGUCAUAUUUUUGUGUGUCCCCUCUGUCUGGCAAGAAUCCAUCUUUGUCAUUCAGCUUUGCUAGAUUGUUGAUCUGUUGUUAAUUUGGGAGGUUUUCUAAUUAAUAUUUUUGGAUAUAGUAUUCCUAUAACUCUAAGAAGUCUCAGCUGUUUAAAUCUGCUCAAAAAUGAAGGUAAGUUUGUGAGAGCUGCAAAUGCUCAUACAAGAAUGAAGAACACCUGCAGGCACACCUCUUAAGCUGCCAUUUUCCAGUGAACUGCAUUACC
Poecile atricapillus (Black-capped chickadee) is the source of this 6008-nucleotide messenger RNA. RefSeq names its product ubiquitin specific peptidase 3 (gene USP3). Gene Ontology annotation, biological process: protein deubiquitination. The coding region runs from base 543 to 2105 and encodes 520 amino acids. NCBI's taxonomy places the organism in Eukaryota, Metazoa, Chordata, Aves, Passeriformes, Paridae. Gene Ontology annotation, cellular component: cytoplasm. Gene Ontology annotation, molecular function: zinc ion binding; cysteine-type deubiquitinase activity. The transcript has 16 exons. The record is from RefSeq and is a predicted model, not a curated record.